GCUGUGAUUCUUCUCCGUCCGCCAUAUACCCAACAUGCUCACUUCUAGAUGCAUCGCCCGCGCCACCAUACAACGUCCCGGUCCCAGUCCACGCCACGCCCCGCCACUAUGUAGGAAUAUCAGAAGCAGAGCCCCGCGUCCUCAGGUGCGCACUGCAACACAUCCCUACGCCCAGCGUCGCCAGCAGCACUUUGUCCGCUCCGUGGCCACCGUCACCGUCCUGUGGGCCACGGCCUCGGCAUGGCAGUGGUGCAGCGGGGACGCCAUCAUACGCGAUGCGCACGCCGAGGAGCCCGCAGAGGAGGAGCAGAUGCGCUUCGAGGCACCGCGACGGCGCGCGACAUCGGCCGAGGAGAAUCGCAACAUCAUCAGCUCGCAGCACCUGCAGGUUCAGAGGAGCUGGGAGAACCCGGGCGUCUAUGCCUGGGGCUCCAAUGCUGCCCGUGUCGUCGCCCCAGACUCGUCCGACAAGUACAUCAAGGCCCCGCGUCGCAUCGCCUUCUUCGACGGCAAGAUCCUGCGCGACGUCAAGCUAGAUCGCAACUUUGGCGCUGCCAUUGACGAGAGGGGCGACUUGCUGCAAUGGGGCAUGGCCUUUUCCACAGACUCGACCGAGCCCACGCAUACACUGCGAGGACACAACCUGACGUCGCUGGCCAUCUCGCGCGACCGCAUCAUCGCCCUGUCCUCGAACGGCGCCGUCUACUCGAUCCCCGUGUCGCAGGCCGAGCAGAAGAGCGGCCCCAAGCCUGCCUCCACAUCAUGGAUCCCCUUCUGGGGCAGCGUAAACGACGUGUCUUACCGUGUGCGCACACCCGAGAACCUGGCCUGGAGCGAGCGCGUCACCCACAUCUCGUCAGGCCUGGAACACGCCCUGAUGCUGACAUCGGCCGGCCGCGUCUUCUCCUUCGCCUCGGGCACGCAAGACUUCCCCUCGAGAGGCCAGCUAGGCAUCCCGGGCCUGACAUGGGAAAACCGGCCCCCAGGCGCCUUUGACGUCCCCCACGAAAUCACAACACUAAAAGGCUUCCCCAUCAAAAAAAUAGCCACAGGCGACUUCCACAGCCUCGUAUGCGACUCCUCCGGCCGCGCCUUCACCUUCGGCGACAACACCUCCGGCCAACUAGGCUUCCCCUACAACGCCGAAGCCCCGCACAUCUCCGCCCCCUCCCUCCUCCCCACCCACAAAAUGUACGCCGGCACCGCCGCCCACGCAAAAGUCACCUCCGUCUUCGCAGGCGGAAACACCUCCUUCCUCACCGUCGACGCCACAGCCCCCACAACCGCCCGCAUCACAGCAGAUACAUGGGCCUUUGGCUUCGGACUCACAGGCCAACUCGGUAUCGGCCGCUGGGUCCACACGCAAUCCGAUCCCGUCAAGUUGCCCGCUUUCUCAGGCCUGUUCGAAUGGGACGAAGUGAAACAUGCCGCUAUUCCUAUCCGUCUGGCUACCAUCUCAGUCGGAACGUCGCACGCUGCCGCCGUGCUGGAUAACGUGUCCAGCGUUUCCGUCAAGGCCCAGACAGCUAAGCACACGCAGAAUGACACGAAUUGGGGCCGCGAUAUCUUGUUCUGGGGCAACAAUGAGUUCUACCAGAUUGGGAGUGGGAAAAGGAGUAAUGUCGCUACGCCCGCGUAUAUUCAGCCGCUUGAUCAGGCGGCUGAGGUGGAGCGCGCGGCGCAGGCGGGCGGGUGGGCGAAGGGGCAGAGGGACGGGGGGGUGCAUCGGUUUCAGAUUACGCCCAAGGGACGGGUUAGUGUGGGGGGCAGGAUGAGGGAGUUUGGGCAGAAGGUCGAGUGUGGGAGGGGGGUUACUGCUGUGUAUUCUGCUGUUUAG
Messenger RNA from Dothidotthia symphoricarpi CBS 119687, 1837 nucleotides. Its product is annotated as RCC1/BLIP-II. The transcript has 2 exons. Lineage: Eukaryota; Fungi; Ascomycota; Dothideomycetes; Pleosporales; Dothidotthiaceae. The coding region runs from base 35 to 1837 and encodes 600 amino acids. Gene Ontology annotation, cellular component: mitochondrial inner membrane. The record is from RefSeq and is a predicted model, not a curated record. Gene Ontology annotation, biological process: mitochondrial respiratory chain complex III assembly.